Oncorhynchus mykiss (rainbow trout) is the source of this 707-nucleotide messenger RNA. RefSeq names its product gamma-crystallin M3-like. Gene Ontology annotation, biological process: lens development in camera-type eye; visual perception. Gene Ontology annotation, molecular function: structural constituent of eye lens. NCBI's taxonomy places the organism in Eukaryota, Metazoa, Chordata, Actinopteri, Salmoniformes, Salmonidae. The record is from RefSeq and is a predicted model, not a curated record.
UGGAGCUGGGGGUUCUUUUGACGUUAAGCCAGGUAUAAAAGUACCCAAGGACGGAGAAUAAGCUAUACAUGUUCAGGCCAAGUAUCACCAUAGAUCUGUUACCCAAGCAAGAGUCACCAUGACCAUGGGAAAGAUCAUCUUCUACGAGGACAGGAACUUCCAGGGUCGUUCCUAUGAGACCAGCUCAGACUGCCCUGAGUUGACCUCCUACCUGAGCAGGUGCAACUCCUGCAGGGUGGAGAGCGGCUGCUUCAUGGUGUAUGACCGCUCCAACUUCCAGGGAAACCAGUACUUUGCGAGGAGAGGAGAGUAUGGUGACCACCAGCGUAUGGGCAUGUCUGACUGCAUUAGGUCCUGCCGUAACAUCCCCAUGCACAGUGGCCAGUUCAGGAUGAGGAUCUACGAGAGGGAAAACUUUGGAGGCCAGAUGCACGAGAUGAUGGACGACUGUGAGAACAUGAUGGACCGUUACCGUAUGUCCGACUGCCAGUCCUGCAAUGUGAUGGACGGCCACUGGCUCAUGUACGAGCAGCCCAACUACAGAGGCAGGCAGAUGUACCUGAGGCCUGGAGAGUACAGGAACUUCAGCAACAUGGGGGGAAGCAUGGGCAACAUGAGAUGGCAGUCUAUGAGGCGUAUCAUGGAUUCUUGUUAACUCACUGUUUGAUGUGAAUAUUAGGUUGACAAUAAAGGCUUGUAUAAAAGCA